AUGCUGCAUGCGCUGCUGGUGCUGAUCGGCUCAAGUGGGCGCGUUGUGUUCGAGAAAGAGUGGGUCAAGACCAUCGCUGGCAGGGCAACGCUGUACGGAGGUCUGCUGACCACCAUCCAGACCUUGUCCAAGCAGAGCCUCGCCAUGCACCCCUCGUACAUCGAAUACGGCCAAGUGGCGGUGACGGUAGUAUUAGACGCCGACUACGAGAAGACGAGCAUGGUGUGCGCUCUGUUUCAUGACAUCGACGACGGACCAGACUUUGGCCGGCUGAUUGCCAAGGCCAUCCUCGCGGGCUUCCUCAAGGAGUACCCCGAAUUCACCGCCGCGGCCCGCAAGCCAUCGAUUCAGAAUCAGAAGUUCACCAAUUUUGCCAACAAGCUGGUGGACAUCAUCUCCAACGCCACGCAGUCCAUCCUCAACCAACUGAAAAUGAAGCACAAAGGCCUGGUGAGUUCCCUCCUCCUGUUCGACGAGGGCCAACAGCCCGUCACAUCAGGCAAGCUCGACGACCACGUCGGCGUGGUGGCCAACCUCCAGGCGCUCAUCACGUUCUCGGAUGGCAUCAUGUCGGAGCGGCAGGACGUGGCGCAGUCGAUCACGCUGGAGAUGUCGGAGAAGAUCGUGUUCAUCCACCGAAUACGGAACGGGCGAGCCUCGCUCGUGUCCAUCUGCAAGAAAUCCAUCAAAAAGAGUAUCCACCUCCAGUACAUCGAAGAGACCGUCACCCUUCUCGAAAAGCUGUUCGUGCUGCAGUCCAACCUGAUGGCCGACCACUAG
This is a messenger RNA of Acanthamoeba castellanii str. Neff, 780 nucleotides long. RefSeq lists its product as uncharacterized. NCBI's taxonomy places the organism in Eukaryota, Discosea, Longamoebia, Acanthamoebidae. The coding region runs from base 1 to 780 and encodes 259 amino acids. The record is from RefSeq and is a predicted model, not a curated record. The transcript is spliced from 9 exons.